Messenger RNA from Bombus pyrosoma, 2179 nucleotides. RefSeq names its product guanylate kinase. The record is from RefSeq and is a predicted model, not a curated record. Gene Ontology annotation, biological process: purine nucleotide metabolic process. Lineage: Eukaryota; Metazoa; Arthropoda; Insecta; Hymenoptera; Apidae. The coding region runs from base 174 to 818 and encodes 214 amino acids. The transcript has 5 exons. Gene Ontology annotation, cellular component: cytosol. Gene Ontology annotation, molecular function: GMP kinase activity.
ACACUUAUUUCUGUUCUAAUUGUACUAUUAAUUAAUAAUGUUUUCGGUGUUUUUGGUCUACCGUAUCUUUCAUCGAUUUGUAUUAAAUUCAUCGUAAAUACAACAAUAGAUAUGCCUGCACUUACACGUUCUCUUCAAUUGUGCGAAAAUUAAUUGAAUUAAUACGUAAGAGUAUGGCAUCACUUUCAUGUUUUAGAACAUUAGCAUUAGGUGCUUGUAAUAUGUUUCAUAAAGGCUCACGUCCAUUAGUUUUGUGUGGUCCUUCAGGAAGUGGAAAAAGUACGCUUUUAAAAAAGCUUUUUGAAGAAUUUCCAGAUACAUUUGGUUAUUCUGUGUCUCAUACCACUAGAAGUCCUAGACCAGGUGAGGAAGAUGGGAAACAUUAUCAUUUUACUACUAAAGAUAAGAUGCAAAAACAAAUAGAACAGGAUGAAUUUCUUGAAACUGCUACAUUCAGUGGGAAUAUGUAUGGUACUAGUAAACGUGCAGUAGAAGAAGUACAAAAAGCAGGUAAAAUUUGCGUAUUAGAUGUUGAAGUGCAAGGUGUAAAACAAAUAAAACAAAGUUCGCUGGAUCCAUUGUAUAUAUUUAUUAAAGCACCAUCUAUCGAAGAAUUGGAGAAAAGAUUAAGAGCUAGGAAAACAGAAACAGAAGAUGCUUUGCAACGGAGAUUAUCCAUUGCUAGGCUAGAGAUAGAAUAUGGAGAAAAGCCUGGUAAUUUUGACAUAGUUAUUGAAAAUGACAAUGUUUCUAAGGCAUACGAAAAAUUAAGAGACUUUCUGAUGUCAAAUUUAAAGCAAGAUGAUGCAGGACGUUAAACAUAUGCCUCUUAAAGAUAGAAGAUUCUUUGAAAUCAUAAAUCAUAAAUUAUAAUUAUUUUUAUAUAUCAUUGUGUAAAUUAUAAUAAUAGAUAAUUAUUACAUGAUGAAGCGCAUUAACUCAUGUCCAAGGAUCGGAUUACUAGAUCAAAGAAUAAAUUUAUGCAAAUAAUUUUAUACAGUGCUAAAUAGACCUGAAUAUUGCAAGAGUAAAUAUAGGUAUACAUGCUUCAAGCUUGUUACAUGCAUGGUACUAAUGUAAAAAUUCAGAUUAAUGUCACUUUAAAGGCAUUGUAAAGCAAGGAUUACAAAUGUAUAGUUUAAAGUAAAACUAUGAAUAAGGAAACAAGGAUAUGCAGAAUGUUCAUACAGUUUGUUUCUAUUCAAUACUUAAAGAGACUAAGUAUAUGUCAAGUAACAGAGACUUGCUAAGUUAUUUUUGUAGUUUCUUUUACAGUUCUGUAUGUACUUUUGCUUCGACUUGAAUAUGAAAAACAUUGUACAGUAUUUACAUAGUAGUAAUUUAUAGGAUUACAUCGAUUCAGUGCAAUACUCUAGUGCUUUAAUGCACAUAGAAUGUGUGCAAGUGUCAAAUUAUUUUAGAUUAAUGAUAUCUUGCCAAAUGUAUACAAAGGACAGUCAAUUUAUGCGAAGACGGAACUUUACUACAGGCUAGAUAUCUAAAAAGAGAACUGAAGAAUUAACUAUAAUGUUUUAGAUGUAGCUAACUGAGACUAUUCACCAGACGAAGUUGUGUUCCAAUAGUGUAGAUUACUUAUAAAGUACUUGUGGUUUUGUCCUCGUCAAACAUCGUAUACUCACUGCACAAAUCGAGAUUCAUUCAUAAAUUCAAUUACACUUGAAUGUAUCGUAUUGCCGAUUUAUCAGAAGGGAAAGGCAUUACACGAACAUCCAUUUAAGAACAUUCAUCAUCGAGUAGACAUAUUUCACACGUUCUAUUUAUUUGCAAAUAUUUUCGAAAAAUUAUAUUCGAAAUAAAUAUAUUUUCAUGUUAGAUAAAGAUCAACGAAAUUUUCGAAAUUCUUACAAUUACUAUCGUUUAUCUGUUUCUUACACAUCACAUUUGUACAUGGUACAAGAUAUGAAUAUGAAUCAUUUUAUUUAUCGAAUAUCAGCAUGUUGUUGCUUCCACGAGCGCGGAAGAAAUUACAUAUUUUCCUAUAUACGGGGUGUUAUCGCUUACUUGUUAGUACGUGUGUAUGGUUACAUAAAUAUGACGAUAAAGCGACGUUUGAAUGAACAAGGCGUAGCGAAACAUCUAUGCAUUGUUAAAGAAAAUUGUAUCAUUGUUGUAUCAUAAUAUAUCGAAUAAAUAUUUCAACCGUAUGCGAUACUGAAAA